Messenger RNA from Paramecium pentaurelia, 902 nucleotides. The record is from the annotation of a GenBank genome assembly. NCBI's taxonomy places the organism in Eukaryota, Ciliophora, Oligohymenophorea, Peniculida, Parameciidae.
AUGGGCAAAUUCACAAAAGACAAAAGAGUAUAAAGAAAUUCAUCAUAUUCUAAAUAAGUAUUUUAUAAUAUACUUACUACCCAUACAUAUAUUACUAUAAAAGCAUUUUUCACCAUAUUUAGGAUAUUUAUUAUAGGAAAGCAAAAGAAGAUUAAUUUAGAGCAAGAUCAGCUUAUAAACUUUUACAAAUAGAUGAUUCAUUUUAAAUAUUUAGAUAAGUUGAAAGAGCAAUAGAUUUAUGUGCUGCUCCUGGUAGUUGGUCAUAAGUCUUGGUCAAAAAGUUGACAGAAAAGAAUUAUCUUCCAUCUGAGAGUUGUAGAAUAGUUUCUGUGGAUUUAUAAGAGAUGGCUCCAUUAGAUCAUGUAACAUAAAUCUAAGGAGAUAUAACUAAAAAAACAACAGUGGAUGAGAUCUUAAAAAAAUUCAAUUAUUAAAGAGCAGAUAUAAUAGUUUGUGAUGGAGCACCUGAUGUGACAGGUUUUCAUGAUAUAGAUUAUUACAUUUAAUCAUAAUUGAUAGUGGCUGCAUUAAACAUAUGUUUGAUGACAUUAAGAGAUAAUGGAAUUUUUGUAGCUAAAAUAUUCAAAGGUUCAGAUAUCAAAUUGUUGUAUUCAUAAUUUAAAUUAUUCUUCAAUUAAGUUUAUUUUAUGAAACCUAAAUCAAGUAGAGCUUCAAGUGUUGAAUAUUUUAUAAUGUAAUUUAUUUAUAAUAAAUUUAGAUGUUUGCAAUACACUCCAAAAAUAUCAACUCUUAAUUUCCAUCUCUAUACAUUUUUAAAGGAAAUUGAAUAAGCUGAAAAAUAGAAAUAAUAAGAAAUUAUUGAUUAAGAAACAGAGAAGGAAUAAUCAAAAUAUUACAAAUUUAUUACAUGCGGAGAUUUAUCUGGAUUUGAUGAAAAUUGA